Eimeria acervulina is the source of this 243-nucleotide messenger RNA. RefSeq lists its product as hypothetical. The coding region runs from base 1 to 243 and encodes 80 amino acids. The record is from RefSeq and is a predicted model, not a curated record. NCBI's taxonomy places the organism in Eukaryota, Apicomplexa, Conoidasida, Eucoccidiorida, Eimeriidae. The transcript is spliced from 4 exons.
AUGGCGGAGACAGACACACUUGCUCAGAAAUGGCUUCAUCUGGCAGUCGAGCCUAGGGAAAAGAAGCCGGUGCUGCUUCAAAUGGUUGUCGACUCCCUGUCGCGCACCCGCUUGUUGUUUCUGCUGCCGCUCAGUGUGUCCCCUGCUGCAAAUCCUCCCCCUGAGCAACGUCUCUUCGAGGUGUUGUUGCCCUCUUCAGCAGCAGCGGUAUUUGUCGAAAGACUAAGAUGCGUGCCAUGCUAA